AUGGCAGCCAGCGAUUCAGCGGGCGAUGAUUCUUUGUAUCCCAUUGCCGUUUUAAUCGACGAACUCAAAAACGAAGAUGUUCAGCUUCGCCUCAAUUCGAUAAAAAAACUAUCAACAAUCGCCCUUGCCUUGGGCGUGGAACGUACGAGGACGGAACUCAUCCCUUUUUUAACGGAAACCAUUUACGAUGAAGACGAAGUUCUACUGGCCUUGGCUGAACAGCUGGGCAGUUUCAUCACACUAGUUGGCGGUCCAGAGCACGCCUACUGUCUCCUACCGCCCCUCGAAAGCCUAGCAACAGUCGAAGAAACCGUCGUCAGAGACAAAGCAGUCGAAUCUCUCAGAGCCGUGGCUCAGCAACACACACCGCCCGAUUUAGAAAACUACUUUGUACCGUUGGUCCAGAGAUUAGCCACAGGAGAUUGGUUUACAACUAGAACGUCAGUUUGUGGAUUAUUUUCCGUGUGUUAUCCUCGAGUGUCCGCUGUGGUGAAAGGUGAAUUGAGAUCGCACUUUCGAGCAUUGUGCCAGGACGACACCCCGAUGGUGAGAAGAGCCGCGGCCACCAAACUCGGCGAAUUGGCGCAGGUCGUCGAGCUGGAGUACUUGAAAUCAGAUCUGAUACCGCUGUUUGUUAACCUAGCCCAAGACGAACAGGAUUCGGUGAGGCUGUUGGCGAUAGAAGCGUGCGUCAGCAUCGCCACGCUGCUGCAACAAGAGGACGUGGAGCUGCUGGUGAUGCCCACGUUGAGGCAAUGCACGGGCGAUACUUCUUGGCGCGUUCGGUACAUGGUGGCCGAGAAAUUCACCGAAUUGCAAAAGGCCGUCGGGCCCGAAAUCACGCGAACCGAUUUGGUGAGCGCCUUUCAAAGCUUGCUGAAGGACACCGAGGCCGAGGUCAGAGCGGCCGCCGCGAAUAAGGUAAAAGAUUUCUGUCAGAAUUUGGAUAAGGCUCAUCAAGAGAACAUCAUCAUGUCGAACAUCCUGCCGUGCGUGAAGGAACUAGUUGCCGAUCCGAAUCAACACGUCAAAUCGGCGUUGGCUUCUGUCAUAAUGGGUCUGAGUCCGAUACUCGGCAGGCAUAACACCAUCGAGCAUUUAUUACCUCUAUUUUUGACGCAACUGAAAGACGAAUGUCCCGAAGUCAGACUAAACAUUAUAUCUAACUUGGACUGUGUUAACGAAGUCAUAGGAAUACAACAACUCUCCCAAUCCCUCCUGCCGGCCAUAGUAGAAUUAGCCGAAGACUCGAAAUGGCGGGUGCGAUCCGCCAUCAUAGAAUACAUGCCCCUGCUGGCUGGCCAAUUGGGCCGGGAAUUCUUCGACGAGAAACUCAACACGUUGUGCAUGACAUGGCUGAUGGACCACGUGUUCGCCAUCAGAGAAGCGGCCACGUUGAAUUUGCGCAAGCUAGUCGAUCAGUUCGGCGCCGAAUGGGCCGAGACCACGAUCAUACCCAAAGUAUUGCAGAUGUCGCGCGAUCAGAACUAUCUCUACAGAAUGACGUGCUUGUUCUGUAUCAACGUGUUGGCGGAGGCCUGCGGCAGCGACAUAACCACCAAAUUGCUGUUGCCCACGGUGCUGAGCAUGGCAAACGACAAAGUGGCCAACGUGCGGUUCAAUGUGGCCAAAACGCUGCAGAGGAUAGCGCCGCAACUCGAUCAAUCGGUGAUCCAGCCGCAAGUGAAGCCCGUCCUCGACAAGCUCAACGUGGACAACGACGUGGACGUGAAAUAUUCGGCAUCAGAAGCGAUCAUGGGCAUUGCUGUCCAAACGAGACUUCACAAAUCAAGAUUAUAA
Phyllotreta striolata is the source of this 1800-nucleotide messenger RNA. The record is from the annotation of a GenBank genome assembly. NCBI's taxonomy places the organism in Eukaryota, Metazoa, Arthropoda, Insecta, Coleoptera, Chrysomelidae.